This is a messenger RNA of Adineta steineri, 2925 nucleotides long. NCBI's taxonomy places the organism in Eukaryota, Metazoa, Rotifera, Eurotatoria, Adinetida, Adinetidae. The record is from the annotation of a GenBank genome assembly.
AUGGCUUCUGUCUUCCUAUCAACACUGUUUAUUCUAUUCCUAUCAAGUUCCAUUUACGCACGAUUACCAUAUACCUCACCUCGACCGCGUCAUGUUCGCAUCGAUCAUCACGACGUAGACACUCAUUCUGACAUCGUUGUUGAGACACCAAUCUUUUCCUGGUCAAUUGAUGAUGAAAAGUGUCCGUACAAUGGUACGUUAUUACGUGGUAUUCAGCAGAUAGCAUAUCGGUUAACUGUUGCUCAAAAACUCAGUUUCUAUUCUCCGAAACAGACGCCCUUGGUCAUCUAUGAUUCGGGACGUGUUUUAUCAGAUUUAAAUACAAAUGUUCUCUACAAUGGUUCAGCUUUGACAUCUGAUACAAGAUACAUAUACUCCAUUCAAUACUGGUCAUCUACUGGUGCGGCUAGUGAGAUAAUAACUGGUGAAUUUCGAACCGCUUUGUUUAAUCCGAAAAAUGAGCUGACAGCGAGUUGGAUAGGUUCGCGCCAAAUCAAUAUGAAUGAGUUAAGACGUGAAUUUGAUGUUCCACAAAGCAUCCUGUCAGCUACUGUAUUUAUGAGUGGUAUGGGUUACGGUACAUUAUAUAUAAAUGGUAUAAAUGUUGAUCCCUCGCGUCGUUUCGAUCCUGGAUGGACUACAUAUACACAACGUGUUCUAUAUGUUUCCUAUGAUAUAACGCAAUUUCUUAAAGGACAAUCCACUAACUGCAUUGGCGUACAAUUAGGACUCGGAUUUUAUACUAAUGAACAAUGGGGUGGAGGAGUUCCUCCACCAGCAUCAGAAGUAUUUGGUCCACCACCACGCCUGCUCUUACAAGUCAAUAUCGUGCUUAACGAUCAUACAACAAUGAAUAUUAGUACCGAUACAACAUGGCUCGGUCGUGAAGGAGCCCAUCGUAAAGAUAGUAUAUAUAUGGGUACAUUCUAUGAUACGCGUGCCGAACGAUAUAACUGGUCAACAGCUGGUUUUAAGGAUCCAUAUAGUUUGUGGUUAAAUGCAUCUUUGAUCGAAUCGCCUCUGUCGUCACCGACUGGUCAAUUAACAUAUCAAUCUAUGGAUCCAAUACGAAUUAGUCCAUAUGCGCUUCAUAUUGCCACAUCAGCAUCGCAAACUGGCUACAGACUAAUGCCACCUGGAGUAAAUGGCGGUAAUGUGAUGAAUGGUGGUAUAUUUAAUGCUACACCAAUACCAAAUCAACAAGUACCAACAUAUGACGUUACACAAAAUAUUGCUGGCUACUGCACUUUGACAAUUACAGGCAGAAAAGGUAUGACUGUAUCAACGCGACAUGCAGAAUUGCUAGAUAAACCGGGCGAAGAUGGAAUUCAAUAUCAAGGUCUCAAUUCUGCCAAUUAUCAAAUAAUUACUGCAUCUGAUGAUUUUAUCAUUCAAGGUAAUCCACAUGAAAUAUUGGAACCUAUGUUUACUUAUCAUGGGUUUCGUUACAUUUCAAUAUAUGCUAAUUACAUUAAUAUUGAGUCAGUUGUUUGCUCGGCAAUACACAGUGAAACUACUCUCAUAGGUAAUUUUACUUCUUCAUCACUCGUACUCAAUCAAAUUCAACAUAAUAUUUUAUGGUCACAACUGAGUAAUAUUAUGUCAAUUAUAACAGAUUGUAGUCAGCGACAAGAACGACGAGGUUGGCUUGGUGAUGCAGCGUUAUCAGUCGAUGUAGCCCUGUUCAACUUUGAUUUGUAUGGUUUAUAUGUAAAUUCUCUUCGAAAUAUUGCAGAUGUUCAACAUGCAGACGGAUCAAUUCCUGAUACAGCACCAUUUUCAGUCGGUGGAUAUGUAGCAGAUCCAUCAUGGGCACAUGCAUAUCCGGAGAUUACUUGGCGUAUCUAUCAACAUUAUAAUGAUACUGCAACCGUGAAAGAACAUUACAUUGGAAUACAAGGAUGGGUAGAUUAUUUGACUAGUCGUGCACAACAGGGUGGUUUGGCAAAUAUGUAUUUUGCUUAUGGUGAUUGGGAAACACCAGUUCAUUAUCCUGUAACAAACAGUUCAUUAGUCUCUGCAUUUUCAUAUCUUAGUGACGUACAAACAAUGAUUACACUUUCUAAAGUUCUUAACAAUCAGACAAAUGUUGAUAAGUAUAGCAAAUUGUAUAAUCAAUUGGCAACAGAAUUUCAUACAACAUUUUACAAUUCACAAGUCAAUGGUUAUGCAGAAGGAUAUCAAACAGCAAAUGUACUUGCAUUGAGAUUACCCAAUGUUGUACCUGAAAAUCUUCGUGCAUCAAUUAUUAAAUCACUUGUAGAUAACAUUGCUACUAAUAACAAUCAUUCGACAACUGGUAUCGUUGGUACAGCUGCACUAUUUCCUGUUUUGACCGAGGCCGGGUAUCAUGAUUUAGCAGUAACAAUAGCGACUCAGACAACCUAUCCAUCUUUCGGUUACAUGUUCAAUAAUGAUGUACAAAAUGCCACAACAAAUUGGGAAACAUAUCAUGCUUUAAUAAAAGGUGUUGGUGGUACUGAUAGUCUCAAUCAUCACAUGUUUAAUAGUAUUGGCGCUUGGUUCUAUCGAUACCUAGCCGGAAUACAACUAAAUGGUUUUAAUGAAGAUUUUAUUAUUCAUCCACGGCUUACUACUCUUCUGACAAAUGUAGACGCAGAAGUGCAUACAAUCAAGGGAUCGAUUUUUGUUGCAUGGCAACGACAUACUAACGACAAUACGGUCACCUAUAACGUGACUAUACCACAUUCAUUUUAUUCGAUUAUUACAUUUGAACCUAUGAAACCGGCGGCUCGUUGCGUAUCCAUUGAAGAAAGUGGCAUAGUAAUUUGGCAACAAUCAUCUUCAUUGUUCGAAACAAAUGUUAAUGGCAUACUAUGGCUACGUCCUGAUUCGAUAAUUGAGGGUGCAAUCAGCGCCCGCAUAGCAGGUGGUUCAUAUCAAUGGAAGGUGCAAUGGAACUAG